Molecule: messenger RNA, 534 nt
Organism: Lentinula edodes (shiitake mushroom)
Lineage: Eukaryota; Fungi; Basidiomycota; Agaricomycetes; Agaricales; Omphalotaceae
Product: 14-3-3 domain-containing protein
Exons: 3
Coding region: 1-534 (177 amino acids)
Biological process (GO): signal transduction
Cellular component (GO): cytoplasm
Source: RefSeq, a predicted model, not a curated record
AUGCAGGCUUCUCGAACUGCGCCCGGAACGAGCACCAGACAACUCACACUGAUCCGGCAGCAGCGCAAGAAGAUCGAGCGCGAACUUGCCAAUGUGUGCAAAGAUAUCGUCAAGCUGCUUGAGAAGCAGCUUUUGCCAGCUGCGAGGCAAGGCGAAGAGCGCGUGUUCUACUCCAAAAUGAAGGGCGACUACUAUCGAUAUCUGGCCGAGUUCGCACACGAGGUUGAAAGGGAAUGGUACGCUGAUGAAUCCUUAAACGCAUACAAACAUGCGUAUAGACAUGCGAUGUCUACUUUGGAGUCUGUGCACCCUACCAGAUUGGGACUGGCAUUAAAUUUCGCUGUUUUCUAUCACGAUGUUCGAAAAAGUCCCGAAAGAGCGUGUCAUUUGGCCAAGAGCGCGUUCGACGAUGCUGUCAUGUCGUUGGACUCGGAGUCUGCAGACGCCGCGAUGGCACAAACAAUUCGUGAUUCCCUCCAGAUUCUGCAACUAUUGAGAGACGAUUUAGUAUUAUGGUCUAAAGAGAUACAGUAG